GCGGCGGCUGCCGAGGAGGAGGAAGACGAGGAGGAGGAAGCCGAGGAGUCUGGGCAGCCUCCCCUUCCCUCCCCCGCUUCCCCGGGGCGCCAUCAGGGAGGGGGCUGUUGCGUCUCUCUCUUCCUGCUACUGGAUUCUCGGCCGGUCGGGACCCCAGGAUUUGCACUCGCCUUAAAUCAGGCCCACCGCCCCCCGCCACCGUCCCGUUCUGUCUCGCAGGAAUGGCUCUGGUGUCAGCUGACUCCCGCAUCGCUGAGCUCCUCACUGAGCUGCAUCAGCUGAUCAAGCAAACCCAGGAGGAGCGCUCCCGGAGUGAACACAACCUGGUCAACAUCCAGAAGACCCACGAGAGGAUGCAGACGGAGAACAAGAUCUCCCCCUAUUACCGGACAAAGCUGCGAGGUCUCUAUACCACCGCAAAGGCUGAUGCAGAGGCAGAGUGCAACAUCUUGCGCAAAGCCCUGGAUAAAAUUGCUGAGAUAAAAUCCCUCCUGGAAGAGAGGCGUAUCGCGGCGAAGAUCGCGGGACUGUACAAUGACUCCGAACCACCGCGGAAAACCAUGCGCCGGGGCGUGCUGAUGACUCUGCUGCAGCAGUCGGCCAUGACCCUGCCCCUCUGGAUCGGGAAGCCCGGGGACAAGCCCCCGCCACUGUGCGGCGCCAUCCCUGCCUCCGGGGACUACGUGGCCAAGCCCGGGGACAAGGUGGCCGCCCGGGUGAAGGCCGUGGACGGCGACGAGCAGUGGAUCCUGGCCGAGGUGGUCACCUACAGCCACGCCACCAACAAGUACGAGGUGGACGACAUCGAUGAAGAAGGCAAAGAACGGCACACCCUGAGCCGCCGCCGCAUCAUCCCGCUGCCCCAGUGGAAGGCCAACCCCGAGACAGACCCGGAGGCCCUCUUCCAGAAGGACCAGCUGGUGUUGGCGCUCUACCCGCAGACCACCUGCUUCUACCGGGCCCUCAUCCACACCCCUCCGCAGCGGCCUCAAGAUGACUACUCGGUCCUGUUUGAAGACACCUCCUAUCCCGACGGCUACUCCCCUCCUCUCAACGUGGCCCAGAGAUACGUGGUGGCCUGCAAGGAGCCCAAGAAGAAGUGAUGGGAAGCGGGGAACUACCCCCAUCCUAGCCCCUUUUGGCCUGGCAUCCCUCCUCUCCCGUUCACGGGGGAGAAGUGAUGUGAUUUCAUCCGGUCAAAUAAACCGCCCUUUCCUCCCUC
Messenger RNA from Ornithorhynchus anatinus (platypus), 1222 nucleotides. RefSeq names its product SAGA complex associated factor 29 (gene SGF29). NCBI's taxonomy places the organism in Eukaryota, Metazoa, Chordata, Mammalia, Monotremata, Ornithorhynchidae. The coding region runs from base 222 to 1103 and encodes 293 amino acids. The transcript has 10 exons. The record is from RefSeq and is a predicted model, not a curated record. Gene Ontology annotation, cellular component: SAGA complex.